Lymnaea stagnalis (great pond snail) is the source of this 7437-nucleotide messenger RNA. Lineage: Eukaryota; Metazoa; Mollusca; Gastropoda; Lymnaeidae. The record is from the annotation of a GenBank genome assembly.
GUGUACGUCAUUUUGUGGUCCAACAAUGACGUGUAUACAUUAAACGAUUUUCCCUCCCACGGUCGCAUGAAAGGUGGAUUUCAAUCAAGUGUUUCUCCGACCAAAUUUGUAUACACGACCUGAUCAGUAGGUCGCUGACGGAAGUCCUUCUCUAAUAUUUGAUGCUGCCUUAUUAUUUAUUUUGUGUCGUGUCAUCUUCGGCGUUUUAUUAGAUAGUUUGAGUUAAUAUUUGUGGACUCAACAACGCACCGUGAAUAUAUUAAUACGACUUUUAAAAUAAAUUUUAAAAAAACUGUUUUUGACUUCAAAUUGACUCAAGUUUAGAUACACAGUAAUUUGAUGUAAACAAAUUCUGACGUAAUAUCUGACGGGAGUCCAAAUUAAUGAAGUCAAUCUAAUUAUGAGCUACGUCAGAGUCUCCUGUCAGCUUACACGCACUGCGUCUUUCUGAAGCUUGGACCAUUUUUGGGGGGGUGUUUAAAAGCGAAGGUCACAUCGACUUAUGUUAGUAUUUCACUUGGAAUAUCCCAGACCUUCGUUGUUUUUGGAAAUUGUGUGUUGUUGUUUUUUUUUUAUCUUCCUGGAGAACUUUUUGUUUUCAUAUUAUAGAAAGUCGAACAGACUAAACGAUGUUUAUUGCUGGAUUUCUUUGGGGUAAGUGGAAGUCUGAAAUCAGACAUUUCUGUAUAUUUUUAUAAUUUAUCGGGAAAUUUCACAACAAUUUUUUUUUUAAAAUACAAAUUUCUUCAUUGAAAUAUUGUUUAGUAAAUAUUAUGAAAUAAUGGUCUAUGCAUUUCAUAGUGUUGGUUUCAAAUGAAGUUAUUCAUUAAACAACUGAGAUGAGACAGGGUUUUCGACUAAAGCUCUAUAUAUUUAUAUAGAUUACCUAGGCCAGGACAAAUAGAAGAACGACAAAAAACAGAGCACAGUUUAAAAAAACUUUAGAGAUCUACUUUGUUGUUGCCGGAAGUUUUUUUGGUCCUGUUCGCUGAAGAAGGCUUUAAGCCGAAACGUUUACAUCUUAUAGCCCCGUCUUUUGAUUCAAGCUUCUACAUACGUUGUUUUACUUAUUUCAUUCACAAAGCUUGAAUGCAAGCCCUUCAAUUAUUUUAUAUUGGUUUCAGACGUAACAAGCAGACAUCUUUAAAAUAAUAAAAUAAAUCUCCCAAAUUUUCGCUCAUUCUUUAUGUUUAUCUUAUUUUCUUUCCCUCCUACUUUUCAGAAUAAAACAAGUGGGGGAAAAGCAAUCAAUUUCUACUGAAAAACUUAACUGAAACAAACACACAUAUGAAAUGCAAACAAUUUUAAACAUUGCCAAGAUUAAAUUUAUUCAUUCAACUAAAACGGAGCAUAGUUCUAAUCAAUAAACUGAUAAACUAUCUUAAAUGGAAUGUAUUGAAAUUUUGAAGUUGGCGCCGUCACUCACUGGAUCCACCAGUAUUUGUUUUAAUCGGCUUAGGAAAGUGGAAAGGGGGGGGGGGGGGGUUGCGGCAAUUGGUUUUUAUAGGGGGGGGUGGCGUUUUCGGGCAAACGCAAAAUUCGUGGCCCGCAAACCUAACCCUAGCUGCCACUUCUUGUAAUGUAUCGAAGUGGGGUCAGAAUGUGGCCAACCACUUUUCAUUGCCUGCUUGCCCUGAUUCUCUGUCAUGUUCCUCCUUCGUCCAUAGCAUGAUAACUACUGUUCCCUUGCUUUACAUACGUCAUUUAAAACUCUGUUUGAAAUAAGCGUUUCUAUGUUUUGACCAUCUGAUGAACAGAGAAUAUCGCAGAACUCGUUGUAUAGAAGGAUGCUUCCGUUGAAUAAAUGGGUGCAUUUAAGUAGUACUCACCUUAAAGUGUUCUUUGCUGCAAGCGUCAUGCUUAGAUUUUGAAGCUUUCAAAUUUGCUUUUUUUAAAGCAAAACUAGAUAAGCUAUAACCUUGUUGGUGCAUCACAUGUCAUAUCUGUCUUGCCUCCGUAAACAUAAAAUGUACACAUAAUAUGCCUCUCGGGUUUAGUUGCUGUACAGAUUGUGUACACUGAGGCCCAGGCUCAGUCCGUGGCUCAGCAGUGUCUGACAGAGCAAAUCAGGAACAACAAUCUCAACAAUGUCCCGAAUCAGCAGAACGGCACACCCGAAGGAAUCACAAUGGCUGCCUUUGAUUCCAUUUGCCGGUAAGAGUAUUUCAAGUUUAAAGCAACGCACAAGCGACAAUUUCCGUUAAAAUUGACACUUGUAAUAAUUAUUUGGGUGAAUCACGAAGGGCUUUAUCUGGCUAACAAGUAAUUAAUUGGAGUGUUUUAAAAGAGUUCAUGAAGCAGUUUGAAGGGGACGCGACUACAACAAGUAAUUAAUUGGAGUGUUUUAAAAGAGUUCAUGAAGCAGUUUGAAGGGGAAGCGACUACAACAAGUAAUUAAUUGGAGUGUUUUAAAAGAGUUCAUGAAGCAGUUUGAAGGGGAAGCGACUACAACAAGUAAUUAAUUGGAGUGUUUUAAAAGAGUUCAUGAAGCAGUUUGAAGGGGAAGCAACUACAUAAUCCAAAACACGCAACGCUGUUUCUAACGUUUUAGAAACGAACAUUGAGACGGGUUCAGGUGUGUGGGGGGUGUGGGGGGGGUGUGGGGGUGGGGGUGUGUGGGUUUGGGGGUGUGGAGGUGUGGGUGUGUGUGGGUGUGGGGGUGUGUGGGGUGUGUGGGUGUGGGGGUGUGGGGGUGUGUGCGUGGGGGGGGGGAUCAAUUUCUGCUGAAAAAUUUAAUUGGAACAAACACAAAUAAAAUCUAAACAUUGUUAAAAGUUAUCAGAUCAAAUGAAUUCAUUCAACUAAAAUAGAACACACUUCUAAUGAAUACAUUGAUAAACUAUCUGAAAUGGCUACCCAUUAAAAGGACGCCACACUAGGAGAAGAGAUGGCGGCACUUUGAACAUGAAUCUAGUGACGUGACACUAGAGGAAUCUUUCGGAUAGAAUAUUUCUUGUGUUAAGUAAACCAGACGUUGAGCUGAUUGAAGACACCUUUUUAACAGCUGUAUUUUGACUUUUUUGUUGUUAUCUAUAUCAGCCUUUACCAAACUUUUAAGUUUGGUGGACAGGUGGACACAUUUAUCAUUGCACCAAGGACCGGUGGACACAUUUACCAUUGCACCGAUAAACGGUGGACACAUUUACCAUUACACCAAGGAACGGUGGACACAUUUAUCAUUGCACCAAUGAACGGUGGACACAUUUACCAUUGCACCAAGGACCGGUGGACAAAUUUACCAUUGCACCAAGGACCGGUGGACACAUAUACCAUUGCACCAAGGACCGGCGGACACAUUUACCAUUGCACCAAGGACCGGUGGACAAAUUUACCAUUGCACCAAGGACCGGCGGACACAUUUACCAUUGCACCAAGGACCGGCGGACACAUUUACCAUUGCACCAAGGACCUGUGUCAGAUUUAAUAAUUAUUUUGAUUUUAUUUGACCCAAAAUAUGCUAUAAAAUAUUUUGAAUCCGUUAUCAGCCGGUGCCGAAUAACUACUCAUAGUUAAAUGAAAAAAUAGUUCUUAAACGAAACGUAAAAAAAUUAAGUGCAAAGAUUUACUUGAAAUAACUUAAUAUAUAUAAAGUAACUUUACCUGGUUAUUGACCUCCGCAUAUCAUUACGUUUCAGCAAUUACAACAGCUACAUCAACUGUUUUGAGACCCGUUUACCCAGAUCUAACAAUCCAGCCGACAGAUUCCUACAGCUGGUCUUCUCCAGACGUAACAUGGAGAUUGCCUACGAAGGACUGUGCUCUUUGGAUCUGAACAGUGAGGGACCUUUGCAUCUUUAAAUACAUAAUUAUAUAAUAUGAUUUUUUUUUAAAAUCUAACACUACCUAUUUUUUAAUUUUUUUUUGAGGGUAGCCGGUGGGGCUAUCUAUUUUUGUUUGAGGGUAGCCGGGGCUACAAUAGAAAACUAAGAGUGAUGACAUAAGUGAUCGUUGACUAGGACAAAUCGUUGACAUCAAAGAAUUAUUAUGGGAUGCUAUCAAAGUAAAAUAAAUAGACUUAAUUAAAACCGUAAAACAAAGUUUCUGGGUAGCAGCUAGUCUCAAAGUGGGUUUACCAAAUGGCGCCCAGUUUUUAUUACACGUGGUUUAUUGUACACGAGAUUUUGUUGGGUAGCCAAAAGUAUACUUUUUAAUCCGUUUGAAAUUUUAGGAUUUAUAGGGACGUUAAAAAUAACCAAACCCAAGAAAUUUAACAUGACGUUAUAAGAUACACUUAUAAUAACCCAGUCUACCUCACACGUAAGUAUGUUCGCUCCUAUCAGACCAAAAAUACAGCGCAGAUCUUUAUUAUCAGUCAUCUUAGACCAUAUGCUAAUCAAAAGAACUGACUUAUACAACUAUUAAAUCUUCUCUAACUUCCGCGCCCCCCUACCCCCCCCCCCCCCCUGAUCUACGAUAUCAGUCAUCUGACGCCAUAUGCUAAUCUACUGCAAUGCCUCAUCCAACUAUUCCAUCUCCCCUCUAACUUUCCCCCAGAUAUAAACAGACCACUAUUCCAUCUCCCCUCUAACUUUCCCCAGAUCUACGCAGAAAUAUUCGCUGCCUGCUAAGCACGCCUGAGGUUAGAAGGUGCUACAAUAAUUUUAACCAAGGAGUUACUCAAGUUGUCCAGCUGGAAACCCAGAAUCAACUACCAAGAGUUCGUCUGGAGGAGCUGGCCUGCAAGUAAGUGUUGAAUAAAAUCUAUGACUUUAUGUGUAGCUGGCGUGCAAGUAAGUGUUGAAUACAACCUAUGACUUUAUGAGUAGCUGGCCUGCAAGUAAGUUUUGAAUACAACCUAUGACUUUAUGAGUAGUUGCAUGCAAGUAAGUGUUGAAUACAACCUAUGACUUUAUGAGUAGCUGGCCUGCAAGUAAGUUUUGAAUACAACCUAUGACUUUAUGAGUAGUUGCAUGCAAGUAAGUGUUGAAUACAACCUAUGACUUUAUGAGUAGCUGGCCUGCAAGUAAGUUUUGAAUACAACCUAUGACUUUAUGAGUAGUUGCAUGCAAGUAAGUGUUGAAUACAACCUAUGACUUUAUGAGUAGCUGGCCUGCAAGUAAGUUUUGAAUACAACCUAUGACUUUAUGAGUAGUUGCAUGCAAGUAAGUGUUGAAUACAACCUAUGACUUUAUGAGUAGCUGGCCUGCAAGUAAGUUUUGAAUACAACCUAUGACUUUAUGAGUAGUUGCAUGCAAGUAAGUUUUGAAUACAACCUACGACUUUAUGUGUAGCUGGCGUGCAAGUAAGUGUUGAAUACAACCUAUGACUUUAUGUGUAGCUGGCCUGCAAGUAAGUUUUGAAUACAACCUAUGACUUUAUGAGUAGUUGCAUGCAAGUAAGUGUUGAAUACAACCUAUGACUUUAUGAGUAGCUGGCCUGCAAGUAAGUUUUGAAUACAACCUAUGACUUUAUGAGUAGUUGCAUGCAAGUAAGUGUUGAAUACAACCUAUGACUUUAUGAGUAGCUGGCCUGCAAGUAAGUUUUGAAUACAACCUAUGACUUUAUGAGUAGUUGCAUGCAAGUAAGUUUUGAAUACAACCUACGACUUUAUGUGUAGCUAGGGUGCAAGUAAGUUUUGAAUACAACCUAUGACUUUAUGUGUAGCUGGCGUACAAGUAAGUGUUGAAUAAAAUCUAUGACUUUAUGAGUAGCUGGCGUACAAGUAAGUAUUGAAUAAAAUCUAUGACUUUAUGAGUAGCUGGCCUGCAAGUAAGUGUUGAAUACAACCUAUGACUCCAUGUGUAGCUGGCGUACAAGUAAGUGUUGAAUAAAAUCUAUGACUUUAUGUGUAGCUGGCGUACAAGUAAGUGUUGAAUAAAAUCUAUGACUUUAUGUGUAGCUGGCAUACAAGUAAGUGUUGAAUAAAAUCUAUGACUUUAUGUGUAGCUGGCAUACAAGUAAGUGUUGAAUAAAAUCUAUGACUUUAUGAGUAGCUGACGUGCAAGUAAGUGUUGAAUACAACCUAUGACUUUAUGUGUAGCUGGCGUACAAGUAAGUGUUGAAUACAACCUAUGACUUUAUGUGUAGCUGGCGUACAAGUAAGUGUUGAAUACAACCUAUGACUUUAUGUGUAGCUGACGUGCAAGUAAGUGUUGAAUACAACCUAUGACUUUAUGUGUAGCUGACGUGCAAGUAAGUGUUGAAUACAACCUAUGACUUUAUGUGUAGCUGGCCUGCAAGUAAGUGUUGAAUACAACCUAUGACUUUAUGUGUAGACGGGUGGGAGGUUUGCCUACUUAAAAGUAAAAGACAAACACAUUUUUACACACUCAUUUAUAAAUAAACAUAUAUCUAUACAACUAUGUUAGGUCAGAGUAUGGUUAUUGUGGGUCUGUGUAUGACUAUGUUAUGUCUGUGUAUGGCUAUGUUAGGUCUGUGUAUGACUAUGUUAGGUCUGUGUAUGACUAUGUUAGGUCUGUGUAUGACUAUGUUAGGUGUGAGUAUGAUUCAAUGUCAUUGGAUCAUAAGGACUGAGCCUAUUUUAUAACGUUAUUUUAAUUGUAUAGCAAUCUCAUCACUGUUGAAUGUCUCCUUCCAGUGAUAGCUAAACCUACAACAUACCAGUGAUAACUACGCUACCACAUACCAGUGAUAAUUGAACUACAACAUACCAGUGAUAACCAAAUCUCCAAAUUAAUUGAUCACUUAGCAUCACCUCUAAAAAAUAUCAUUUUAAAAUCAGUGUCAACCAUAAUGUUUACCCUCUUGCUGUCUAGUGUCUCGGUGGGUAGAUACAGAUGUGAGACAGCCGUGUACAGCUUCUGCAACAUCCAAGCUGGUCAGAUCAUGCAGGACUUCUUCUACGCCGGAGUGACCCACGACUGCCGCCAAGCUACCGGGGUGACGUCACGCUAUACCCAACUGUUUAACGGCAGUCCCUUCCACCCAGCGAACUUCUUGGUUUUAGCUGUUACAUUCUUACUUGUUAUGUUAUUAAAGUAAUCACUAUCAAUGUAACUGAAGUAAGACAAUCAAACUGAUUAUUCACAAGUAAUGUUGACAUUACUCUUUUGGUUAGGAUCUUGUUUCUUUUAACAACCAAAUUUGUUCUGAUAAAAAGAAAUUUAAAACUGAAAGAAAAACAAAAAAACAAACAUAUUUCGGAUCAAUCAUUUUAAAAGUAAAUUAUAUUGUGAAGAGGUUAACACAGAAUAAUGACACAAAGAUUGACGGUGUGACUUUUGUAAAUGGUUUCAGCAGGAAGGGUAAAAACACAAACAAUCAGUGAACAUCAAAUAGUUUCGUCAUGCUUCAAUAAAAUGGGCGAAAGACUCAUUAAGACUUGUAGCCUUAACGCCUUUGUCAUAAUAAAAACAACAACGAACCUUGUUUAAAAUUCAAUGAAAGGCGAUGUCUAUUACAACGAUACUCUUUGCAAUGAAAGGCGAUGUCUAUUACAACGAUACUCUUUGCAAUGAAAGGCGAUGUCUAUUACAA